Messenger RNA from Candidula unifasciata, 5257 nucleotides. NCBI's taxonomy places the organism in Eukaryota, Metazoa, Mollusca, Gastropoda, Stylommatophora, Geomitridae. The record is from the annotation of a GenBank genome assembly.
GUGCGUCUCGUACAGCAACCAUGCAGCGAUAACACCAACUGGACAUGUGCUUGUGCAGUUGUAGUUAGGUCAGGAGAUGAUAUUAUAGCUGUUGACAACUGUGCUGACAGCAACGUCACCAACGUGCAUCUUUACCUGAACAGACAACUGACGCCAGGUACACAAGUUUCCAGGUUUGGGGAUGGAAAUGCAGGAAGCAAAUACAGGGUGGCAUUGCCAAGUGGCACCUACAUUGACGUCCGAGUCAGCCACAGGAGAAACCAUCUCAGCACUAUCAUCUAUGCUUCUACGGCAGACGACUUCGAAGCAUCACAAGGUCUGUGUAGCAGCCACAGUAACAACACAGACAACAAUAUCCCAGACUUGAGUGAAGCCAGGAAUACAACAAUUGACACCCAGUCACAAACGGAAGAAACUGUGAAUGUCUCACAGACAAGUUUGAACUCGUUCAUUGCACUGUGGAGACGAAGCUCUUCUUACUUGAAUGGCAUAUGCCCAUCUGAUAAAGAACUGCCGUUUAUGCCUGCAAACUUCUGCCAGUGUGACAUGACAACAGCACCCAAAUGUGGCAGGUUUCAAGAUGUAGAACUCUGUGGCCUGGCUGCAGGCGAUAUCAGCACAGUCUAUUCUGGCAUUGACAUCACGGACAAGUUGAUUCUCUCAGCCAGCACCCCAGUGGGAUGUUGUCAGCCCUCACCAGAGCUCAGCCAUUCCCUUGACGUCAGCUUUGUACCACAGACUUUGUCUUGGCCAACAGGAAAUAGAAACUUGACAGAGGAAGAGGUUAGAAAUUCCUGCAGACAAAUCCUGAACGAGAGCUCGGUGAUGGCAGCCUGCUCAAAUGUUAGCAACAAGCUGAAUAUUCAAGAUAUUAUCUAUUCUUGUGUGAGAGACAUCCAGUUGACUGAAGACACUGAAAGCAUGCAGGAUUACAUCGAUGACCUCCUGUGGCGGUGUGUCCAUGUGGUGUCCUCUGAGACUCACAGAUGGAGGCUGGCCACUGCCGGUCACCUAGAGGCUGAAGAUCCAGGUCUGUGCUUCAAUGCUUGCUCUCAACAUGGCACAUGUGUCAAAGGUCUGUGUGAAUGUACUAGUGGAUUUGGAUCAGCAGAUUGCUCCUUAGACUUGUCAAUAGCCCCAGAAAUCAUGAGUAUUGUUGGAGGUUGGAGCUGUGACCUUGCCUCUGGAGACGACUGUGGCAGUGUCCAGCUACUAGGCUCUGGAUUUUUGGACACAACCAAUUUGACCUGUCACCUCACAAACAAUAACACAGAAAGGAAACACAAUGCUGUGUUCAUCAACUCGAAUCAUAUUGUGUGCAAUGUGACCUUGACAAGCUCAGCUGAGAUCCAGUUCAGCAAUGAUGGCGUCACUGUGGGCAACAAGCUACCCAGAAUCCUCUAUGAUGGGUCAUGUCAAACAUGUGCCGGAGGAGUGUGCCAGAAGAAAAACAACAUUUGUGUUAUCAACAACAAGUGCUACAGUUGUGGCUCUGUGUUUGAGGAUGAUCCUAGGAGCUUUUGUCAGCCAGACAACUCCACAGACUUAUGGAGUCUGAUUCCUGAAGAAAAGGUGUUCACAAAACGUUUGAAGCUCCAGUCUUUGAACCAGUCUGAACUCAUCACCAACUUUGGUUCAGCUGCAGUCGAAAGCAAUGUUCAGCUAGUCACAGGAUAUGGGGGAGAUAAGUCUCUUCUGCUUGCCACAGCAAACCAGUCAGUGACAUUUUCCAAGAUGACCUUGAGUCUGCUGGACACUGACUCCUGCUCACUGGGCUUCACCUUGAGGUUCAACAUCAAGUUCAGCCACCUGUGUGAUGGAGCUUCUGUCUUUAGCACUUGGGGAUAUGAUAACAGUGGUUCGGGUCCUGCUUUAAGUGUCUGUGAUGGGUCAGCUUUUGUCCAUGUUCGGACACAAGACAAGCAAUGGACACUCAAAGUUGGCCAGGUUGAGAUUAACAGACUUGUACAAGUGGAUGUCAGCUGGUCAGCUUCAUUGGGCCUCACCGUCUCUUGGGCCAACUACACUUACACAACAAGGCUGUACUCUGUGCUCCAGAAACCCGCCCGCCCAAUGCAAGACUUUAUCAUCGGCUCCACGGUGUCCACCUCCUGCUAUGCUGGCUUUGUGUUAGGAGGGCUGGAAAUAUUUUCUGCUCCAAAGCCUGUUCUGGCUGUGCUAGAAGUUAUAACAGACUUGCCAACUCUACCAUCUGAGCCAGUCAUCAGUGUGGAAUACAAACAGGACAGAAACACAACAAUGUUCAUCUGUUUGUUCAAAAGUCUCAGUCGUGGAGAUGUUCAGUAUGAAGUUGUGUGGAAAGUUGAUGAACAACUUGUACGACAGACUGUGCUAGCAAGUUUGGAAUUCCAAGACAUCAUGAAUGAAACAGAAUAUGGACAAGGAAUGUUUGGUUCACAGAUAUCUUGUGCUGUGACGGCAUGCUAUGUCUACAAUUGUCCUGAAUUACGUGGGUCUACGUUUACAGCCACAUUUGAUGUCACAGUUAAGGUGAUAGAGACUGAGCUGACAGUCACCGAAGGCUUGGGUACCUCAUUCAUCCAUGUGACGUCAUCAGUACCGGCUUACCUCUUGUGCUCCCAGAGGCAGAUGCUGGAUUACAGCUCAAUUCUAGAAGCUUCAGUGACUGUAGGACAGUUUAGUGGAAAGCAGCUGUGUCCUAAUGGGAGAUCACUCCGACAGCUAGUUAUCGGAGGGGACAAUGGGAGGCAGGAUAGAGGCCAGGAAGGUUAUCGUUGUGGUCAACUGUUGAAUUCUGCAAUGUGGAGCCAAGGCCUAAGUGUUCCUGUACAAGCCACUGUUGAUUCAGUACAAGAUGGAAAUGUGACAGGAGACAUCAGUGUUACUGUUUCAGUUAACUGCGCCGGAGUUACCAAAGAGUUAUUUUCCCAAACUGUCAAGGUGACUGUCAUCGACAAGGAUAAAAGAUCAAUGUGCCAGUCUGUCAACGACCCACAUUUCCGGACAUUUGAUGGAAUAUUAUUUAAUAACUUCAAAGAGGGAUUGUUCACCUUGUAUGAACAUACAACUUUGCCAUACACUGUCCAGGCAUUUUAUCGAAAGUGCAAUCGCAACAUAGCGUCUUGCAACUGUGCUAUUGCCGUCAAGGUCGAAGAUGAUGUUGUUCUGAUAGACAGGUGUGGCCCACAUGUGACAACCAAGCCCCGCUCCCUAACUGUGCAGAUGAUUAGAAAUGGUGGAAUUAACCCUGGCUUGAGGAUUCAGCAACGGGAUGAUGGUAACCAGUAUCAGAUCAUCCUCCCGACUGGCACAAUAAUCAUUGUGGAGAAUGGGAGGAGCUUUUCCAGGGACGAGCCCAGAUUUUUGAAUGUUUGGAUUUCAGCCUCAUCUGUGGACUUUGGUCACACUCGAGGCUUGUGUGGUUCUUUUGAUGGAGAUGCAUCUAAUGAUCUUGUUGUCAAUGGAACCAACUUGAAAAUAUCUGGUAGACAGCAAAAGAAGUUUGCAGAAUAUUGGAGGGUGGCCGCUAAUGAAUCUCUUUAUGGUGGCUACUGCCCUCACGAUGAUGAUGAUGAUGAAGAUGCCCAAGCAACAGCGGCUGUGUUUUGUGAUUGUCCCAGGGGAGCUAACCUAUCAUGUGGAAGUGAUCACUACAUCAUUGACUGCAGGAGGAAUACCAGUGAACAGAUUAAAGAUGUGACUUUGGAACUCUUCAGUCAGUCUCAUCAGCCAAAACAAUGCUUCGACGAUCUUACAGAGGUCGAUGUCUUUGAGUUUGACAUGAACUACACCUACGACAGUGAUGACACCAAGUGGCCGACUCCAUCAGGUCUGGACAAGGACAAGGUUUACAGUCUGUGCUCCGGGGCUGUCAUCAACUCCAGUCUGGCUGCAGCCGGCUGUAACCAGACACUACAGAUUAACAUUGAUGCAGCAAUUGAAUUUUGUGUCACAGAUAUUAUGAUGACGGAUGAUAUCCACUGGAUCGACAACAUGGUCAGCAACAUUCGAGUUCAGUGUCUGACUCAGCUUUCAUUUGAUCUCACAGAAGUCAACGUUAACAUCUGUCCAUCAGACUGCAGUAACAGAGGAGUAUGUUCAGGGUUUUCAUGUAGCUGUAGAGAUCCUUACCUUGGGUUUGACUGCUCUAUCGACUGGACAAAGCCACCAGCCUUAACUGGCAUUUUGGGGGGAAACAUCUGUGACAUUCAGUUGGAUGAUGGAGGCUGCAAGAAGAUAACAUUGACUGGCUAUCCAUUUGCUAAAGGACAUUUGAAGUGUCACCUUCAGAAACUUGAAGUUUCAAGAACAUCAAUAAAAAUAAACACAGCCAUACAGCAAGUAACUGUUGAUGCUGUAGUCAUUGACCUUGAGACCGCCACAUGUAUGGUCCCAUCAGCUGACAGCUGGGCUGUGUCAGUUAGCAACAAUGUCUCAUUUGUCAGCCAGGUGCAGUUCUAUAUCAUCUUCGACUCCAACAGAGAAACAUGCACUCUCACUGGAUGUGUACCCAGGGAUGAUGUCUGUGUCAUCAAUGGCCUUUACUAUGAAAAUGGAGCCUCAGCCAAUGGAAGCCUUGUCUGCAACACGGCCACAAACAAGACUUCAUGGACCACAAUCUCUAUCAAAGACAUCAUCAAACUGAUAUUCCGGUAUGUUUUCCUGCGCAUUGAAGGUUCAAUGCUUGUCACUCCAGCAUUCAAUUUCUAUGUUGUUGGCACUCCCAAACUGAUCCCAGGACCAGUGGCAGGAAAUGCUGUGCGUCUGAAUGGAGUUGACCAGUACUUGAGUCUCAUUAAUUUGACAGGAUCCUGCCUGGGUGAUAUUUCUUUGUGCACUUAUGGCUUAACUCUGAAGUUUUCCCUGGCAAUCUACAACUUCAGAAAUAGAAUGUACAUUCUUUCAUGUGGGGCAGAUACCAGUUUGACAAGUGGAGUAUCCAUUUGGUGGCAGGGCAAUAAAUUAAAUGCCCGUGUGCGAACCCUAAACAAGGAGUGGACAGUUUCAGCACCCUACAGACAGUCCAGAAACAUAAACACAUUUGUGAAUGUGGAGCUCUCCUGGAGUAUUGACCAGGGACUGGCAUUGUUUUUAGAUGGCAACCAAGCAGACUAUGCCAGAAAGUUUACACAGAAAUCUAACAAGGUCAUGCCAGCUGGGAUUUGCUACUUUGGACGACCUUUCGGCUUUGAAAGUUACUCAAGUAUUGCUAUGUCAGACCUCACCAUUGUGUACGCAUACAACACAAUUGUCAAGAAGUUCAACAUUUCUGUUG